Diversispora eburnea is the source of this 3267-nucleotide messenger RNA. The record is from the annotation of a GenBank genome assembly. NCBI's taxonomy places the organism in Eukaryota, Fungi, Glomeromycota, Glomeromycetes, Diversisporales, Diversisporaceae.
AUGGAUAACAGUCAGAAUACUAACAAAGAUUGUUCAUUAUCACAAAAAAAUGAAUUUUUAAGUGAGAAGAAUUGUAAUAAUGAGAAAUGUGACGACAACCAACAACAAUUUCAUCAAGUAAACACUCAAAAUUUAAGACCACAGUCUUCAGAAUAUUCAGUUGAUGAAAUAAAUUCGCAAAUGGAUAAAGAAUUAAUUAAAUCAUCAUCACAGGAAAAUAAUGAAUUAAAUUCACAGGAAAAUGAAACCAAUGAAAUAAAUUCACAAAAAGAUAAAGAAUUAACCCAAUCAUUUACACAAGAAAACAAAAACAAUGAAAAUGAAGGAUUUGAACCAGUUGAUACAGUAUUACCUUCAACAGCUAUAGAAAUGACCUCAUCAAAAGAUGAUAAGAAAGUUGAAACAACCUCAUUAAAAGAUGACGAACAAGUUGAAACAAAAUUAAAUGAUGACGAAGAAAAAGCUAACACAGAAUUUGAUAGUACUUUAGCACAAUUAAUUUCAAUGGGUUUUGAAUUCUCUAUUGCUCAAUUAGCUAUAGAAGAAAAUAAAAAUCUUGGAUUUGACGCUACUCUACAAUGGUUAUUACAACAACAGAAGCGAUCCCUUAAUAAAGAGGAUACAUCAAGCUACCCAAAACGAAAACUUGCACCAUAUCGACGACCUAUAUCCGCUUCUGACGUUCAACCCCCAAAGAAAGGAAUAUUGAAACCUUCAUCUCAACCUAAUUCGCGAUCAAUUUGGAAAAGAGAUUGGCUAUUUUCACUGAAUACGCGUCUUCAAAAUGUUGCAAAUACAUCACCCACCAGUGCAUCACCGUCACCAACUUCAUUUUUUUCAAAUGCUUUAAAACGUCUUAAUACUCAAAUUGCAACAUCAUAUUCAUCAUCACAACAAGAGGAAUAUCAAGAACAACGACAAUUAAAAUCACCUUCAUCAUCCACUUCCUCAAUAACAAAUGACCGUCAUCAUCCAGCAGAUCAAAUUUCACAAUCACAUGGUCAACAACAAUAUCCUCCUUCUUCACCUCUUACACAAAAAUCAUUAAAGAGAGUUCGUUUUUCUGUAGAGAAAUUGACAGAUGAAUAUCCGCAUUCACCUAUACCUGGAGAUAGUGAUAAUAAAGUUGUACAAUAUUAUUUGGCAGCAUGUAAUAAUCGAGAAGACUUUCCUUUAGAUCGUCUGACUUCUAUUUUCAAGAAAGCAUGUCGACCAGGAGAAUUAUUGCAAAUAAUUGAUUUAACAGGUGAUAUAAUUGAUAGAAGAAUAGCUGAACCAAUGGCAGAUGUAUUUACCCUAGAAUUUGGAUUACAAAAAUUAAUAUUGGAAAGAUGUGAGAUUGAGGAUGAUACUCUUAAAAUCCUUAUUCACAGCCUACUAGUGAAUGAUACCGUUUCACACCUAAAUUUGUCGAAUAAUAAAAGGAUAAGAUCAAAUGGGUUUAAUUAUAUCGCUGUCUAUAUAAAAAAGUCAAAAAGUUUGAAAUAUCUUGACCUUUCCGGUAUAAAUAUUGAUAAAAAAUCCGUAACUUUUUUGGCACAAGCUUUCACAUCGGGAAUAAAUAAGUCAGGUGCUAUAUUGGAGACACUUAAAUUGGAUAAUUGUGGAUUAAAGAAUAAUGUUCUGGAAACUUUGGGACCUGGUAUACGUCGUUCUAAUUUAAGAUAUUUAUCGCUUCGAUAUAAUCGAAUUAAUCAUGUUGGUGCAGUAUGGAUUGGAGUGAUGUUAAGAGAUUAUGAUGAUUUAAAUUGGGAACCAAAUAAUCCUUCAUUUAGUCCGACAUUACCUACAUUUAAUGAAUUUGAAGAAGAACUAGCAGAAAAAUCACGUCGAAGGAAACGUGGAUUAGAAACUUUGGAUAUUACUGGAAAUGAUUUGAAAAGUGGAAUUCAAUAUGUUUCGCAAGCUUUACGACGGAAUAGAAGCAUAAAAGAAUUAUUUAUGCCAGAUAAUCAAAUAGAUCCUAAAGGAUUGGUGUAUAUGGCAGAUGGUUUGAGACAUAAUCAAUGUUUGGAAUUACUUGAUUUAAGCCGAAAUCCAGCUGGUGGUCCAUCAACUGAAGGGAUUACUGCAUUGCGUAAUGCCUUAACAUUUAAUACUACACUAAAAAUUUUAUUUCUAUCGAAGACACAAUUAGAUACAGAAGGUGCGAUUGCUAUUGCUGAAUAUCUUCCAGAAACUAAAUCAUUAAUUCAUUUGGAUUUAACUUUUAAUCCUGAAAUUGACAUUGCUGGAGUUAUGGCAUUAUCAGUGUCAAUAAAAAUGAAUGAGAGUAUUCGUAUAUUAGAUUUAAAUGUUCAGCAGAACGAUCCAGAAUCAGCUCGACUUUCUAGAGAUAUUCUUCGAGCAUGUGUCAGAAAUACUGAAUUGAUCCAAAAACAAAAAAAUAAAGAUCCAAAUAAUAAUUUUUCAUUUCCGGAAUUCGAGACUAAAUCUCAUUCUAUGUUAUCCGAUGACCAAGAAUCCAAAGAAAUAUCACUUAAUUACUAUUUGGAAGAUUUAAAGAAAGAUAUGAAAUUGGCUAAUGAGUGUUUAAAUGUUUUUGAGGAAAUGUUAUCCAGUGAAAUUCCAAAAUCAAGCAAAAUAAGAAUCGAGACGAAUGAAGUAAUUGAGCAAAUAAAUGCUCAGUGUCAAAAUUUUCAAUCAAAAAUACAAUCACACAUUUCAUCAAUUGUAGAUGAGAAAUUACUUGGUGAACUUUUGAUAUUGAAUGAUAAACUUUCAUCAGCAUUACAUAAAUAUGAGAAGAUAUAUAAAUGUAAUGUUUCAUCUUCUAAUUCAGAAAAAAUAAAUUCUACAACUUUAUCUGAGCAAAAUACUUUAUCAGAACAAAAUACUUUAUCGGAGCAAAAUACUUUAUCAGAACAGAAUACUUUACAGAAUACUUCUUUACAUAAUACUCAUUUACAGAAUGUUUCAAAUCUUUCUUCAAAUACAAUUCAUGAUGAUCAUAGUCAUGAUAAUAAUAAUAACCCUUCUUCUGAAUCACCAAUAAUCGCAACAAAAUCAUCAGAACCUGAAUUCUCCUCAUCUACAUUUUCAAUAGGGGAUUCUGAUGAUGAUGAUGACAAUUUUGAGAAUAUUGGAUUAUUAGAAGGAGGAAAAAAAAUGGUUAAAAUAUUAGAAGUAGAAGAAGGUGAAAUAUUAAAGUUAUCAAAAGAAGCACUUGAUGAGACAAAUUCUGAAGAAUUUAAUAAAGAUGAAAAAUUAAGUGGUGAAGAAUUAAAAAUACAAGGGGAAAACAAUGAUAUUACAACAAUACAAUAA